GAGGAGGAAGGUCUCCGCCAGAUCGCCCUGAACAAGGUGGCUGUGCUGCUGCUGGCUGGGGGGCAGGGCACUCGCCUGGGCGUGACCUACCCCAAAGGCAUGUAUCAGGUGGGGCUGCCCAGCCGGAAGACCCUGUAUCAGCUGCAGGCCGAGCGGAUUCGGCGGGUGGAGCAGCUUGCUGGCCAGCGCUACGGGACCCGCUGCACCGUCCCCUGGUACAUCAUGACGAGUGAGUUCACGCUGGGGCCCACGGCGAAGUUCUUCAAAGAGCAUGACUUCUUCCACCUGGCCCCCAGCAAUGUGAUCAUGUUUGAGCAGCGCAUGCUGCCUGCUGUAACCUUCGAUGGCAGGGCCAUCCUGGAGCAGAAAGACAAGGUUGCCAUGGCCCCAGAUGGCAACGGAGGGCUGUACUGUGCACUGUCAGACCACCAGAUUCUAGAGGACAUGGAGCGUCGGGGAGUGGAGUUCGUGCACGUGUACUGUGUGGACAACAUCCUCGUGCGGCUGGCCGACCCAGUCUUCAUCGGCUUUUGCGUGCUUCGCGGCGCAGACUGUGGGGCCAAGGUGAGCCCUCCCUGCCGGCUCUGCCCCGCCCCCUCCUCCCAGCCCCGCCCCCGGCCCACC
Molecule: messenger RNA, 624 nt
Organism: Ailuropoda melanoleuca (giant panda)
Lineage: Eukaryota; Metazoa; Chordata; Mammalia; Carnivora; Ursidae
Product: UDP-N-acetylhexosamine pyrophosphorylase-like protein 1
Exons: 4
Biological process (GO): UDP-N-acetylglucosamine biosynthetic process
Molecular function (GO): UDP-N-acetylglucosamine diphosphorylase activity
Source: RefSeq, a predicted model, not a curated record